AUGACUCCAGCCGUUUAUAAGAAUUUUCAAUCAAGUUCAUUGGCAAGAAACUUUAACAAAGUUAUUGGACUUGCACCUUUUGUUAAGGAAGAUGAAUUUAAGAAACUAGAGGAUUUAAUAUUACACGAAGCUGAUUUAAUUAAAAUUGGGGCAUUUAGACAACUUAACAAGAUGUCCAAUAUCGCCACAACUGACGAUAAGAAAAAAAAGUUUAUUCUUGCAAAACUAAGAGCUACCAUAGAAUUGAUAAAAUAUUAUGGUGUUGUAUGGAAUUGCCCGAUGGUAAAAUUCACAUUUGUUCAAGGAUUAUACUAUGCACAUGGCUGUCAAAAAUUAUUUAAAGAGAAUCCGGGUCAAUGUCUCGAAAAGAAAAUGCAGUUGUACACAGCCUUCAUCUUCAGUCAUAAGAUUGAAGUAAAUCGUUUAACGAGAUUAUUUUUAAACAAAACUUCUAAAGAAGUCGAAAGACACAUGGGUAAAGAAAAUAAAACAUUGAAAUACACAGACAUCAAAAUAGCAUGCGAAGUAAAAUUAGCACAAGAAAAUAAAAAUAUACUUUUAAAAACAGCAAUGAAAAUGUUUAUGGGAAGUUCUAAGAAUUAUGAUUGUGCUACCGAGUUAUUACCAUUUGAAAAUGACUUAACGGAGAUUGGUUCAUAUUCUGGAGAAUUUCAUUAUUUAGUAGCCAGAGCAUAUGGCCACCAAAAAAAUUAUAAAUUGGCUGUAGACCAUCUUCGUAAAGCACGCCAAACACCAGUUUUUGACUCAAAGACUCGUGAAACCAAUAAAAAAGUACAAGCAUAUUAUGAAAAAAUGUACACACGUUUGAAUGCAAAUGUCAAAUAG
Myzus persicae (green peach aphid) is the source of this 846-nucleotide messenger RNA. RefSeq lists its product as uncharacterized. NCBI's taxonomy places the organism in Eukaryota, Metazoa, Arthropoda, Insecta, Hemiptera, Aphididae. Bases 1 to 846 code for a protein of 281 amino acids. The record is from RefSeq and is a predicted model, not a curated record. The transcript has 8 exons.